AAUUCAAUUCUUCAAUAUAUAGACAGCACAUGAAAGACCACCUCUCAGGACAUUACAAUGCUACUCAUACUCUUACCCAUCUUCCUCAUCUUGUUUCUGCAAACUAUCAAAUGGUAUUCCAACUCCACAAAACGCAAAACCUCACCCCCUUCUCCUCCAAAGCUCCCAGUAAUAGGAAACCUCCACCAACUCGGCCUAUUCCCUCACCGCACACUCCAAUCUUUAGCAAGAAAGCAUGGCCCUGUGAUGCUGCUCCACCUAGGAAGCGUGCCGGUUCUCGUGAUCUCAUCCGCGGAAGCCGCGUGCGAGAUAAUGAAAACGCACGACCGCGUCUUCGCGAACAGACCACACGGGAAGUUGUACGACAUACUCUUGUAUGAUUCCAAAGAUGUUUCCACAGCUCCUUAUGGAGAAUACUGGAGGCAGAUAAGGAGCAUCUCCGUCUUGCACCUUCUCAGUGUGAAGAGGGUUCGAUCUCUUCGCUGUGUGAGAGAAGAGGAGAUCAUGUUGAUGAUGGAGAAAAUAAGAAACUCUUGCUCCUCGGCCUCACCGGUGAAUUUAAGUGGACUAAUCGCUAGGACGAUCAAUGAUAUAGUUUGCAGGGUGGCGUUGGGAAGAAAGUAUGGUGGAGAAAGUGGGAAGGGGUUCAAGAAGUUGCUGGAGGAGUUCACUGAGCUGCUUGGUUCGUUUAUUGUUGGGGAUUAUGUGCCUUGGCUUGGCUGGUUGACAUGGAUUUCUGGUGUAUAUGCAAAAGCAAACAGAGUGGCGAAAGAGUUUGAUGAUCUUUUGGAGGAAGUGGUUGAAGAACACAUCAAUCGGGAGAAAGGAGCCAGCAAUAAGAAGGAUGUUCGUUCAGAUAGUGAAGGCCAAAGUGAUUUUGUUGACGUUUUGCUUUGGAUCCAAAGGACAAACGCUCUUGGAUUUUCUAUUGACAGAACUGUCAUCAAGGCUUUGAUAUUGGAUAUGUUUUCUGCAGGUACAGACACUAUAUCUACCUUGUUGGAGUGGGAAAUGACAGAACUCUUAAGGCAUCCACUUGUCAUGAAGAAACUGAAAGAUGAGGGGAAGAAUGUAGCCGGUGAUAGAGUGCACAUAACUGAAGAGGAUUUGGAUCAAAUGCCAUACUUAAUGGCGGUGGUUAAGGAAACAUUGCGCUUACACCCGCCAAUUCCAUUACUUGUUCCGCGAGAAAGCAGCCAGGACAUUCAGCUGAAGGGCUACCAGGUAAAAGCGGGCACGCGAGUAUUCAUCAAUGCUUGGGCCAUUGCAAGGGAUCCUGCAUACUGGGAAGAACCUGAAGAGUUCAAACCUGAGAGGUUCUUGAACAGCUCAGUGGAUGUCAAAGGGAAUGAUUUCCACUUGAUUCCUUUUGGAGCAGGGAGGAGGGGUUGUCCAGGGAUAGCAUAUGCUAUGGUUGCUAAUGAGAUUGUGCUAGCUAACCUUAUUCACCAAUUUGAUUGGGAAAUACCAAGUGGAUUUGCAGGGGAGAAAACAUUGGACUUGUCUGAAACAGUUGGGUUAACUAUGCAUAGAAAGAGUCCCCUAAUGGCAGUUGCAACCACAAAAAAGAAGUAAAAUGAGUAAGGGAAAUGAUGAUGAUACAUAGACAUAUAAUUUCUCAUUGACAUCCUUCAAACAUAUCACUUUGCGAUAGUUUUUAACCCCUAACAUUAUAUGGGAUUAUAAACCUCCACAAAGUAAUAUUUGAAGAGUGUUACAAAAAAAAUGUAUGUUUAUCAAUUAUUUUCGUAAAAAAAUAAUAUUUGAAUGCCCCAUUUCAAAGUAGAUAAAUCAACUAUAUGCAACACAUGUAUGAUGACAUGCCAUACAGUUCUACAUAUAUGGAGUGUUUAGUGAGUCUACAUUGAUCUAAAGACUAAAAUCAUUUGGUGUCUCA
Messenger RNA from Lotus japonicus, 1897 nucleotides. RefSeq names its product cytochrome P450 736A117-like. NCBI's taxonomy places the organism in Eukaryota, Viridiplantae, Streptophyta, Magnoliopsida, Fabales, Fabaceae. The transcript has 2 exons. Gene Ontology annotation, molecular function: monooxygenase activity; iron ion binding; heme binding. The record is from RefSeq and is a predicted model, not a curated record. The coding region runs from base 58 to 1575 and encodes 505 amino acids.